Messenger RNA from Fonsecaea pedrosoi CBS 271.37, 582 nucleotides. RefSeq lists its product as uncharacterized. NCBI's taxonomy places the organism in Eukaryota, Fungi, Ascomycota, Eurotiomycetes, Chaetothyriales, Herpotrichiellaceae. Bases 1 to 582 code for a protein of 193 amino acids. The transcript has a single exon. The record is from RefSeq and is a predicted model, not a curated record.
AUGGCUACGAAACAGUAUGACGUGAUGAGCCCGUGGAAACUUGCCCACGUUGUCCUCCGAACUACGCGCCUCACGGAAAUGGUCGACUUCUACAAAAAGUUCCUCGGCGCCCAGGUCGAGUUCGAAAAUGACCGCGCCUGCUUUCUGAAGUAUGAUGAAGAACAUCACCGGCUAGGGAUCAUCACUUUCGACGGCAUGUCAGGUGGCGAACCUUCUGCACCCGGCCUCGAGCACAUCGCGUUCACGUUCCACGAUCUGAGCGACCUCGUCAAGGUGUGGGAGCAGCGCAAGGUCUUGGGCAUCGAACCCGUGUGGUGUGUGAACCACGGCCCGACUACAAGCAUGUACUACGUGGAUCCCGACGGGAACAAGCUGGAGUCUCAAGUGGACAACUUUGACGAUCUUGAGGAGCAGCAUCGGUUCAUCUCAUCGGUCAAUUUCAUGGAGAACCCUGUGGGAACGGACUUUGACCCUGAGGACCUGAAGAGGCGGGUGGAAUCGGGAGAGGAUCACGCGUCGAUCAAGCGGCGUAUCGAGAUUGGGCCUCGUGCAUUUCCCAGAAUGGUAGGUGCAAGGCCUUGA